This is a messenger RNA of Acyrthosiphon pisum (pea aphid), 493 nucleotides long. RefSeq names its product eclosion hormone-like. NCBI's taxonomy places the organism in Eukaryota, Metazoa, Arthropoda, Insecta, Hemiptera, Aphididae. The transcript has 2 exons. Gene Ontology annotation, biological process: ecdysis, chitin-based cuticle; neuropeptide signaling pathway. Bases 93 to 350 code for a protein of 85 amino acids. Gene Ontology annotation, molecular function: ecdysis-triggering hormone activity. The record is from RefSeq and is a predicted model, not a curated record.
GAUUUCGUCAGUGUCUUACGUUCUGCAGACUUACGAGGAUCUACGACUAGCGCAAGAAUAGCUUUUACGAUAUCUCAAAGAGGAAAACUCGAAUGAUGAACACUCCGUCAAAAAAAAUCACCUUCCUGGCCGCCGUCGCGUUGGUUUUGAUCGGAAUCGUAGGUUAUACGACGGCGGAUAUGGCGGAUGUGGCCAUGUGCAUCAGGAACUGCGCGCAGUGCAAGAAGAUGUUGGGCGACUACUUCGAAGGACCUCUGUGCGCAGACACCUGCGUCAAGUUCAAGGGCAAGAUGAUACCGGAUUGCGAGAACAUCGAUUCCAUUGCACCUUUUCUCAACAAGCUCGAGUGAUGUACGCCGCGAUUCAGAGUGUAGUAGUCACACAAUCGACACUUAUGUAUGUUGUUAGUAAAAUAUUAUGAUUUAUAUUUUGUAACGUGUACGCAGUUUUCGCUUAUUGAAACAUAAUAUAAUACGAGGAAUAAAUCAUUCGU